Molecule: messenger RNA, 1050 nt
Organism: Diospyros lotus (date-plum)
Lineage: Eukaryota; Viridiplantae; Streptophyta; Magnoliopsida; Ericales; Ebenaceae
Product: zinc finger protein ZAT3-like
Exons: 1
Coding region: 1-1050 (349 amino acids)
Source: RefSeq, a predicted model, not a curated record
AUGAAUAACCCCGACGACCACUAUUCCGCCACCACCACCCGUCCCCCAUUCUCUCCGUCGCCGGCUCAAGAGAUCGUCCCAAGUUUCGGCACUCAGAGUGCCGCCGGAGACAUCUUCCGGACCCCAAAUAAUCCCCACCUGAAACCCAGAAAGAAGCGAACGAAAUUAAUGAGAAUCGAGAACCCGCCGUCAAUUGGGGCGAGUUCUAGCAGCAGCGCUGAUGGCGUCGCGGCCAAGUCCAAGUCCGGGAAGAAGCCUGAUCCCGACGCUCCCAAGAUCACUCGCCCCUGCAGUGAGUGCGGUAAGACGUUUUGGUCGUGGAAGGCUCUCUUCGGCCACAUGCGCUGCCACCCAGAACGCCAGUGGCGUGGGAUCAACCCUCCGCCCAAUUUCCGUCGGCCCCCGCCAACGGCGAACGCUGAAGCAGGGAUGACGACCGACGAGGACCACGACGUCGCGGCAUGUUUGUUAAUGCUUGCCAAUGCGCCUCGCGCUUUGGACUCCCUGGAUCGUGCUACCACUAGUACUGAUCACGGCCCGUUAGAAUCCGGUACGACAGUUAGGGAUGCGGUGACGGAUGGUUGCGGAGGCGGCGGUGCAGAAGCGGACGCAACUGGUCCAUCCGGUGCCAGUUCCCGGUUCGAGUGUUCGAGUUGCAAGAGAGUAUUCGGGUCCCAUCAGGCUCUUGGAGGGCACAGGGCUAGCCACAAGAAUGUGAAAGGUUGCUUCGCCAGCGCAAGGAGCGACAGUGAGGAAAUAGAUCACCACGGCGGCGAAGACGAGGAGAAGAUGAUGAUGGUUUUGGGGCACAAAUGCAGCAUUUGCUGGAGGAUAUUCUCAAGCGGGCAAGCCCUAGGGGGGCACAAGAGGAGGCACUGGGAGAAAUGUGGGGACGACCGGCAGCCGCCACCUGCUGCUGCUUGUGCAACCUCAAGGCAAAGUUGUGGCUUGGACUUGAACUUGCCAGCCCCAGUUGAUAAGGACGAUGAUGACUUGUCUUCAUCUUAUUCGUCAGGGGGGGUGAGCUUGGAUUUAAGGUUGGGUCUUUGA